GGUGGGCUGCUGCCAGGGUGGGGAAUGUGGCAGUCGUCCCACCAACCCCAGGCCGCGGGAGGGCUCCGGGUCCCCUCCUACUGGACCUGGCCACCUGGAAAAAGACCACCCAGCUCCCCGCUCCACCCCCCGCCUGCAGAAAUGGACUCAAAACCCGGUCCGGGGCCUGCAGCGCUGGCCUGGAUUCUCUGUGCAGCCUGCAGAGGCUGAGCCUCCUUCCUGUACAGGGCCCCUCCGGGGGCAUCAAUAACAAGCUGUCCCUCAAUUUCUGGUCCAGCCAGUGUCCCCGAAUAAGGACCCUUGGGCGCCCUAGGAAACCAGGGUGGGCAGGCGAGUGUGGACAGGCUUCAUUCACGUCGAUAUAUGGUCCCCCUGGGGCUUUGAAAGCACGUGCAGUACAUUUCUAUUUGGGUGUUUCGCAAGUGUAUUGUGCCGGGAAUUCGUUUUAUGAAGACUUCGGUAGCUUUUGUCAGCCAUGACCUCACUUCGUCGGGAGCUACUGGAAAUGGAAAUGGAGGGGAUUGAGAUCCUAUCUUUGAAAUAUACUGAUGCCCUUCCAAAGAGCACAUCUGUUGUUUGCUUGGCACUUGAUGCGGUCUCUAAUAAUUUUCCCGUUUGGCAAAAAGCAACCUUCCCUCCCCCUGCAGGAAGUUUCACAAGUUCGAGAUAAAAGCUCAAAGGACUUGCCAUUUGGAAUUUAUACAUUAAAUAGAGCAAAUAUGGAAGCUAGAAUGAAGCACAUCAACUUGUCAUUUGCAGCCUGUGGGUUUCUGGGUAUUUACCACUUGGGGGCAGCAUCUGCCUUUUGCAGACAUGGCAAGAAGCUGCUGAAGGAUGUCAAGGCCUUUGCUGGGGCUUCCGCCGGAUCCUUGGUUGCUUCUGUCUUGCUAACAGCGCCAGAAAAAAUAGAGCUUCAAGUUACUAUGACAAAAUGCCUGAAGGAGUUAACUUGGGAAGAGAAAAAUGUUUGUUUGGCUCUGACGUUGGAGGGUCCAGUCCCAGCACAGACGGAACCAUGGCUUUGGUGCUCUGAUUGGAAUGUCAGAGGGCAAUGGUGGGGGCCUGUGGUGGAAAUCAUAAACCAAGUGUGGACAUCCAAUAACAAGGCCACAUGUAGGAAAUAAGAGAAGAGCUCCUUCUGAGCCGGAUGUGAGGAUCUUGUCCCAGGACAGAGACUCAAGUAAUCCUGCGUGAGUGACAUGUUCCCCCACCGGGAACCUGCAUGAACCUGCAGAGCAGCAGAACAAAGAUGCGCAUCCAUCACUUCAUUGACUGAAUCCCUUGGUGGGGGCUUUAGGAGUGUAACCAGUUUACCUAUCAGCUGGCUGAAGAAACGAGAAACCAGUCUUUCGGGGCAGUGACGCCAGGUUACGACUUUAUGGCCCGACUGAGAAGCGGCAUGGAGUCCAUUCUCCCUCCCGACGCCCACGAGCUGGCCCACCGUCGGCUGCAUGUGUCUGUCACCAACACCAAGAGCAGACAGAAUUACUUGGUCUCACGGUUUCCCUCCAGGGAAGACCUCAUUCAGGUUCUCUUAGCCAGCAGUUUCGUGCCCAUCUAUGCAGGACUGAGGCCAGUGGAAUACCAAGGGCAGAGCUGGGUGGACGGAGGCCUGACCAACAGCCUCCCCAUCCUGCCUGGGGGACGGACAGUGACCCUCUCCCCGUUCUGCGGACGGCAGGACAUCUCCCCGCGAGACAAAGGGCAACUCAGUCUGUACAUCAAGGUCACCAAUCAGGACGUCAUGCUGUCCCCGGCCAACCUCGUGAGACUCAGCCAAGCCCUCUUCCCGCCAAACAGAAGGAAAAUGGAAUCCCUGUAUCGGAGUGGUUUUGAUGACGCCGUGAAGUUCCUACUCAAAGAAGGCUGGUUCCAGUGAAGUGCCGUCCACGCGACGAGGCAGAACAGGUUUCAGGGACCCGUGACCGCCCCCUCCACGGGAUCGAACUACACCGGAGCUUCAGUGGACGCAGUGCUACCGAGCACCCAGGACCGAGCAAGCCCGGGAGACUGGCCAGAAUGAAAAUCCCAGGUAACCCCGCACGGUGCCAUUUCUAAAUCACGGCCCGUGGGUGCUCGCGUCCCGCCGUCCUGUCACUUUGAGGGCCAAUUUGCUUACGCCUUCUUCAAUCUUCAAUCUGUUUUUACGGGGUUUCGCCAAGCAUGAACUCUUAAUUACUAAGAGGCAGUUAGAAACAAACCAAUUUAAUUGCAUGGAUUUAAUUGUCCUCUUUUUACCCCAUGAAACCAUUCUUUAAAUCAAUUUUAUGGUUCUCAAAAGCCCCAAAUACACAAUUUUUACACGUAAACACCAAUUAUUGCCUCUUUUCUUAGGAGUUCUGCAGAGACCCGGUCUAGAGUAAUGGUGGUCCUCAGGGCAUGUGUUUUAUCUAUGCCAGCAAACGCGGUUAAAUCUCAACAAGUCGCUUUAUUAAGUGACAGGAAGAAUGGAUUCUCAGUUCAUUCUUGCACCCCUUGAUUCACCAGGUAGAUUUUCAGCUUGGCCCAAGAUUUUUCACCUUACAUGCAAAUUACAUGCAAAUAUUCUAUGGGUACAAUCUUUCCACAACUCCUUUCUUGAUGCAAAAAUAACUCUUGCUCGCUUGGAUUGUUCUUGAAGAUUUCAUUGUAAGCACUGCUGUGUCCUUGACCAUGUGGGUGGAUGGUCCUUUCCUUAAAAUAAACAAUCUUGUAAGAUCAUUGACAGAUGAAUCUGCAGCGACUCUCUCAGGCAGCAUCCUGCAAAGUAGUGGAGCGCAGGAUCUGUGCACCCGGACAUUCCUUAAAGGUGAUGCACCAAGUCCUCAGGGGAGGCAAGCCACAGAGCACGCUCCGUCAGCCUUCACUGGAGUGUGUCCCCUUGCAUCUAGACUAAGAGAAAACAGCCAUCUCCCACAGGAUCCGCCGGUUGGGAUCAAAAUUUUGCAGCAUGCUCGAACUGGUAGAUAGAAACUCAGAAGAGAUUUUUCUAACCCAAAUACAGACAUGUUUGCAGGGUAAUUACUGGGACAGGCUGCUUGGUGAGUCCUCUGUUUCCUAUCAAGGCAAUUUCCUAAUAUCUUUGGACCUGUCAUUUAAAUUUAAUUGUUCUUCCUUUUCUUCUUUUCAAGAACGCUCUUUGUAACUAUGGGAACCCACGGCCUCCAUCGACAAUUAGGGAAAAUGCAUUUGGUCUUGAAGUCCAGUGAUGCUCUGGAGGAGCAAGCAGUGUACUAAACAAAGCAAGCCAAGCGUCUGUUGGUUCCCGUUUCCCAGAUCAGGUCAGUGAUGCAAAGUCCCAGGCAGCUUGCAAAGAAACUCGCAGCUCUUGGCAUCGAAGUAUCCUUCCAAACAAGCACGAGCCCUCAAAACUUACAGAUUUCAUUUGCUCUGCUGAUUUCUUUUUCCUAAUGAUCAAAACAAAUGAAUUCCAUUAUAGAAAAACUCCCCCUUUAUGUUUAUCAGGACUGAUCCUAGAAAGUUCUUUGGAUUCCAUCUGUUACUCCUACAGCUGGGGAACUAGUAAUUACCAGAAGUUCAGUGUGUCGAGGAUUUUCUUGCUUGAGCUGUAGCUGCAGGAUAGCAAAACAAAACUCAGAGCAGAAGUAAUGAUCUGCCUAACUCAAGGUAGGAGGAGAAGCAAGGACAGGGGUUCAGGAACCAUGGCCGUCUGUCGUCCCCACGGUGAUGAUUAUUUGGGGGCUGACAGUUGUCUUGGGAUGAAUGAAACAUGUAACCGGUCAGCUCUGUUCUCAACUUUGCCUCAGCUCAGACCUCAUUCAAGUUUGGCCAUCUGUUCCAAUCAUGUCUUUUCUGACAAAAGCAUGCCGGCCAAUGUGACAUGUUGCACAUGAGUAUCUUUUGUCUCUUGUCUGUUCAGCCUGGACCAUGUUGUCACUCUUCUCGUCUUCAUAGUGCAGGAAAUUUGGAGAUUAAAAAUCCGUUCAUCUCUUUGGGCCGCCAUCUUGAAAAGCAAGUGUCUUAAAACAGCAGAAAAUUAUUCUGGAUGUUUGGGAGCCAGAAGUCCAAAAAGUCAAGACCUCAGCAGGGCUCGUACCUUCAGGAGACUCUGAAGGAAGAUCUCACCUUGGUCUCUCUCCCAAAUGAUGGUGGUCGCCUACGAUCCAUAGCAUCCCGUAGCUCCAAGUAGCCUCCAUCCAACCUCUGUGUCCAUUUUCACAAAAGCAUGUUUUCUGUGUGUAUAUCUGUGUUCUGUCUUGCUCUUAGACGGACACCAGUCAUGCAAUGUAGGGCUGACCCUAAAUCUAGAAGGGUCUCCUCUUGAGAUCCUUAUUCCAUCUGCAAAGGCCUAUUUCCAAAGGACGCCCCACUCCGAAAUGUUCAACUAGGGCACAGGGGCACUCUUUAAAUCACCACGGUGACAUGAGAGUGUUUCCCAGUUUGGGUGUAUCUGAAGUUUUCUCUGGAUUUGAUUCAGACCAAGCAUCUCUGGCAGAGGAUUACCCAUGCUUAGGGAUGCCUGCCACACUCCUUUCCUUUGUAACAAGCAUCUCAUGGAGAGAGAUUUUCAGAUCAUAUAAAAAUCUUGCUCCUCAUCAAGCCCUCACAAAGAUGGUGUUUAUUUCUGUGGCCCCAUGGUUCCCAGUUCAUUUGAUGGGUUAUAGUCUGUUAUAAUCUAUCCCCACUUAUAGUGAUACUCACAUCGUCCCGAUGCUAAUCGUUGGGAACCUAUUCUGCUGACUCUUGUUGGCAGGUCCCCAAUGUUAAGCUCUUUCUUACUUUCAGCAACAAAAUAUCCCAGGCUCCUCUUGUUCUUCCUUACCCCAUCCUUGAAAUCAGCCUUUUCUCCAAACAGCGCUGCUUCUCUCCAGUGGAAAUGGUUUUAUAUUUAUGGUAUCUAAAUUUAUUAGACAAAUAACCGUGUUAAUGGUGCGUUGCUGCUACCAGGCCAUCUUGGUGGACAGAGCUAGAAGAUUUAUAUGCAUGUAUGUGUGGAAGCUUGCAAGUACCAACCAUUAUCUACAUAUCUACCUAUCAUCUAAGAAUCAUUAUCUUUUAUCUACCUAUUGUUACUUGGCAUUAUCUAUGUAUCCUUCCAUCCAUUCAUCCAUCCAUCCUUCCAUCAGUCCAUUUAUCCAUCAGUCCAUCCAUCCUCCCCUCCAUCCAUCUAUCCUUUCAUUUAUCUAUCUUUCCAUCAGUCCAUUUAUCCAUCAGUCCAUCCAUCCUCCCCUCCAUCCAUCUAUCCUUUCAUUCAUCUAUCUUUCCAUCAAUCCAUCCAUUCUUGCAUCCAUCCAUCCAUCCAUCCACCUUCUAUGAAAACCCGUGAGUUCCAGCAGACAUGUCCAGUUCCAUGGCUCAUUCUAGUUUUGUCCUUUUCUGUUCUUAGAACUCCUUCCUCUGGCACUAAGAAUUCUGUCUUUGGUUAUGUUUAAUACAUUUAUUCUUCAACCAGUGCCCCUCGCCCCUCAUGUCCCCUGACACCAUCUCUACCACCAAGCCCUCCCCUGGGGGCCCCGUGAUCUCUCAGCUGCACUUGGACUGCCCAGGCUGGAUUGCUUUCCUCAGUGGGUAUUCUUUGAAAGCUUACUUGUCUUUUCUGUGUCCUCCUAAUAAUUAAUUUUUACAUCUUUGGUUGGGUUUUCAAUUGGACUGUGAUUCCUCUACACUUGCAGACAUUUCUCAAUAUUUCCUCCAUCCUGCAUCAUAUCUGUAUCACACUUAUUCUUGGGUUGCUUCAUUCACAUACUUCUUUUGAACUAAGUUCUUUUUUCCUAAAAUACAUUUUUUGGUGCAUAGAAAUGCUGCUGGUAGUUGUGUACUGCUCACACUGCUCAAUUCUGUCUCCAGUCGUAAUUAACAGAUUCUCCCGGGCAGUCCGUCUAGGCUAUCAUAAGGACUGUGAUUGCAAGAGCUCUGUUUGCUUGUUUGCAACAAUUAAUUAGUGCUUCCCUCCACCCUGUCUUUCAGGGUCAUACGGAUGCAGCAGUUCAAUCAUUAUUGUCUUGUUUCUGUUUUAAAGGAAGCUCUUGCAUUAAGGAAGUUUCUUACUUAAAAUAAAGGUUUACUUUCAGCUAAAUAACUUUUAUCAAGUUAACAGGCUUAUCCUUUUCCCAGUUUAUUUAGAAGUAUUGUUUCUCCAGGAUCUUUUAUUUUUUUUUAAACUUGUUCUUUUUAGAUAUGCGUGACAGUAGAAUGUAUUUGGACAUCUUAUACACACAUGGCAUAGAACUGAUUCUAAUUAGGAUCCCAUUCUUGUGAUUGUACAUGAUGUGUUGUUUCAAUGGUCAUGUGAUGGGUUUAAAAUGAAUGAAAGAUACACCUUGCAUUUUAUGCAGCAUUAUCUGCAUUUUAUGCAUUAUUAUUUGCAUUGUAUACAUAUUUGUGCAUGUAUACAUUAUUCUGUAAAUGCAAUGGAUCACAUAGAAAUAUUGUAUAUGUACAUAUAUAAUGUGUAUUAUUUACAAUGUAUAGCAUCCAUAUGUAUAUUCCAUAUAUGUUUUGUUAUAGUUUAGAUAGGAGGUAUUCCCCGCACGACUCAAAUGUGAGACAGUGCAAGAAUGUUCAGAGGUGAAAUGAUUAGGCUCUAAGAAUUUAACUUAAUAGUGAAUUAAUUCACUGAUAUGGACUAACUGGGUGGUGACUGUAGGCAGGUAGGGUGUGGCUGGAGGAGCUGGGUCACUGGGCACCUGCCUUUGGGGUUGAUAUCUGGUC
Molecule: messenger RNA, 6651 nt
Organism: Sciurus carolinensis (gray squirrel)
Lineage: Eukaryota; Metazoa; Chordata; Mammalia; Rodentia; Sciuridae
Gene: Pnpla4
Product: patatin like phospholipase domain containing 4
Exons: 9
Coding region: 1379-1879 (166 amino acids)
Biological process (GO): triglyceride catabolic process; lipid homeostasis
Cellular component (GO): lipid droplet; membrane; cytoplasm
Molecular function (GO): triacylglycerol lipase activity; retinyl-palmitate esterase activity
Source: RefSeq, a predicted model, not a curated record